This is a messenger RNA of Fragaria vesca subsp. vesca, 1289 nucleotides long. Its product is annotated as inositol oxygenase 4-like. Gene Ontology annotation, cellular component: cytoplasm. Gene Ontology annotation, biological process: inositol catabolic process. Gene Ontology annotation, molecular function: iron ion binding; inositol oxygenase activity. The transcript has 10 exons. The record is from RefSeq and is a predicted model, not a curated record. The coding region runs from base 46 to 1071 and encodes 341 amino acids. NCBI's taxonomy places the organism in Eukaryota, Viridiplantae, Streptophyta, Magnoliopsida, Rosales, Rosaceae.
UCUUUGAUUUGAGUCUUUUUCUCUGUUGAAGAUUUGGAGACAAGGAUGACUAUCCUCAUUGAGCAACCAGAUGUUAAUGGUAUGCAUGGUUCAUUGAUGCCACAAUGGGAGGAGACGAAGGUUUUGGCUCCUGAGAACAAUGAAGAAAUGUGUGAUCAAUUGGUAUUGGAUGGUGGGUUUGUGAUGCCAAAAGAAAUAGCCGACAACGAUGGAUGUGUGAAACCAGAACUUCUUGUGUCAAAUGAUGAGUUCAUUGCCCCUGACAUCAAUGCAUUUGGCCAGACAUUCAGGGAUUAUAAUGCAGAAAGUGAGAGGCAGAAAAGUGUGGAGGAAUUCUAUAGGUUGAAUCACAUUCAUCAGACGUAUGAUUUUGUGAAGAAGAUGAGGGAGGCGUACAGGAAGAUGGAUAGAGUGGAAAUGAGCAUUUGGGAAUGCUGUGAGCUCCUUAAUGAGGUCGUGGAUGAAAGUGAUCCUGACUUGGAUGAACCGCAAAUCGAGCAUUUGCUGCAGACAGCUGAAGCAAUUAGGAAAGACUAUCCUAAUGAAGAUUGGCUGCAUUUGACUGCUCUUAUUCAUGAUCUUGGAAAAGUGCUUCUUCUUCCUAGCUUUGGAGGGCUUCCUCAAUGGGCUGUAGUUGGAGACACACAUCCUCUUGGUUGUGCUUUUGAUGAAUCCAUUGUUCACCACAAGUAUUUCGAGGGCAAUCCGGAUCACAAUAACCCUUUGUACAACACUAAGAACGGAAUUUACUCUGAAGGCUGUGGACUAGAAAAUGUCAUGAUUUCAUGGGGACAUGAUGACUACAUGUACUUGGUGGCCAAGGAAAAUGGUACCACUUUGCCUGAAGCUGGAUUGUUUGUUAUCCGCUAUCACUCUUUCUAUCCUCUUCACAAGUCAGGGGCAUAUAAACAUUUAAUGAACGAGGAGGAUAAAGAGAACUUGAAGUGGCUCAACAUCUUCAACAAAUAUGAUCUCUACAGCAAGAGCAAGGUUCGAGUUGAUGUCAAAAAAGUCAAGCCUUACUAUUUAUCUCUUAUUGACAAGUAUUUCCCAGCAAAGCUGAGAUGGUGAGGCAUACAAGGAAAGAGUACAACUUUUUGCUCUCAACUCAUAAUGUAUGUACAAAAAUUGUUUACAGAAGAAGAGAUGUUGUGCUCCCUCCACUGCAGAGAUUUAUUUAGUAGAUUUAUCUAUGUAUUUACUUUGAAGAAAUGUAUUCUUGUGCUUAUAUGCACCCUACGGCAAAUACCCAAUUCCACAAAUAAAUGAAAUCAGUUUAUUGUUACAUC